AUGUCUUUAGCUAAUGUAAUGAUUUAUCCCAAUGAUGGGCUUCCAUCUACAUUAUGUCCAAUAUGUACAGAAAGACUUGAAAAUUGUAUUGGAUUUGUGCAACAAUGUGAAAAAUCUGAUUCUUAUCUUCGAUCCGGUUCUAACUCUAUUGAUAACAUAAGUGGUUAUGAUAUAAAAGAAGGUGAUAAGAAAGGCAUUAAAACUCCUGAAAAUGACUACAAUUCAUGUUAUGCUAAUUGUGUUAUCAAAUAUUCGCCCUCAAGUGAUAUGGCUCAGGACUUGUCAAUUGAUACAAACUUGAAUUUGGAUACUAACUUCAUAGACAAGGAAAUUCCCAUUAAAAGUAACACUGAAAAUGUUGGGAAUCCUUAUGAGAAUAGCAGUAAGGGUGAGAAUAAGAAGUCACAGAAACAGCAGUGCUUCACAUGUGGAAAGGUAAUGUCAUCCAGGUUUCGACUAAAAACUCACUUACGCACUCAUACCGGAGAACGGCCAUUUUCCUGUCCACAUUGCAACAAAAACUUUUCUUUGGCACAGAAUCUCAAGGUACAUCUUAGAAUACACACGGGUGAGAAACCACUGCGUUGCAAUAUAUGCGGCGAGUCCUUCGCACAUUCCGCCGGACUAGCAGUGCACAGACGUAAGCAUACAGGAUUGACGCCGUAUCAAUGUAUUCUGUGCCCGCGCAGCUUCCGAACUGUUGGCCACCUGCAGUAUCAUAUAAGAAGACACACAGGCUCUAAAAACUUUGAAUGCGACACUUGUGGCCGAGCUUUUAUUACCAGGAGUGAUCUCAAACAACACCUUUUGUCGCAUUCUGGAGAGAAACCACAUGUAUGUUGCAUUUGUGGUGUGCGUUUGACGCGUGCCUCUCAUCUUAAAAGACAUAUACGUUAUUUACAUAAUAAUGUGAAGGAAUCAAAUGUAAAAGAAUCACCCUCAGAAUGUUGCAUCAAGCAAGGAAGAGAAGGUGAUAAAACGAAGAUACUUGCUGAUGCAAGCGAUAAUAAUGUGGUGAAUAAUUAG
Messenger RNA from Parnassius apollo (apollo), 1026 nucleotides. Lineage: Eukaryota; Metazoa; Arthropoda; Insecta; Lepidoptera; Papilionidae. The record is from the annotation of a GenBank genome assembly.